GAUAAGAAAAACUGGAAUUUUAGCAUCAUCGCUGAUUACAAUCGGCCGUGAUCUACACCGACACCUUACAUAAUGGCCAAGCGACAGACCUGGGAUCAGGUGCGCCAGAUCUUCGUCCAGGCGGUGAACGCAGUGCAUCCGGAGAAGAUAUUCGCGGACUUCCAGCGAUUCGAUCUGCGCCCGCAGCCUGGUGAGAAUCCCAGCCAGAUUAGCAUUAAACUAAAUGGCGAAGGGCAGGACAUCAGUGGAAAGACCUGCCACAUCGUGGGAUUCGGCAAGGCUGUCCUGGGAAUGGCCAACAAGGUGCACCAGGAUCUGGGGCAGUACUCGGCCGGUGGUGUCUUGAGUGUGCCGGUAAACACGCUAAGGCAGUUCCAUCAACCCGUGGCAUUCGGCUUGAGUAUCCACGAGGGAGCACCCAACAAUCUGCCGGACGAGAAUGCCCUGAAAGCAGCCCACGCUAUCAAGGAGCUGGCUGAGAGGAUGACCUCCAAGGACGUGCUCUUCGUUUUCAUUUCAGGCGGUGGCUCUGCUCUGUUGCCCCUACCUAGGGCUCCCCUAACACUGGAUGACAAACGUUCCAUUGCGGACAAGCUGAUGAAGCGUGGUGCCAGUAUCCAAGAGCUCAAUGCCGUGAGGAUAGCCUGUUCAGACAUCAAGGGCGGCCGCUUGGCCACGUUUGCAGGCCGUGCCGGUCUCCUCGUGACCUUCGUACUCAGCGAUAUCAUUGGAGAUCCCCUGGAGCUGAUAGCCUGCGGUCCCACAAUUCAACCUGUGAACGGUGCAUCUGCUGCUGAAAUCCUCAAGAAGCACCAGGUGUGGGAGGAGCUCUCGCCGGAGAUUCAGAAAGUGUUUGAGUCUUCGGAGCAACAGGUGAACCCAACUCUGCCCCCACACAAGGUGUUUGUGGUGGGCAGCAAUGUGAUAGCCACCACGAAGGCUGCGGAGGAGGCAGAGAAACUCGGCUACAUUCCCUGCAUGCUUAGCUGCGCCGUUCAAGGGGAUGUGUCCCAGGUGGCUGGCGACUAUCAGCGCCUGUUGCAGGGCAUCCAGGAGGCAAAGCACCAGGGUAUACAUGACCAGCAGCUCAGGGAGAAGUACUCGUUCGGAGAGAGCAGUUUUCUAGGCUUCCGACGAGCUCUAGAAGAGCACUUGGCCAGCAAGAAGCCACUGUUUCUCAUAUGCGGCGGAGAGCCAGUCAUCAAGGUCACAGGCCAGGGAUUGGGUGGACGGAGUCAACAUUUGGCCCUGCUGAUGUCGCAGGCCCUGCAUCGCGACGAGGCAAUGAGGGAUUGCACCUUCCUUAGUGCCGGAACCGAUGGCAUCGAUGGACCCACAGAUGCAGCCGGAGCCAUCGGAGACAGCAGUGUGAUAGAGGCUUACCUGAGUGAUCACACGCUCGACGAACUGGCCGAGACGCUGCGGAACUGCGACAGCUACAACUUCUACAAGAAUCUCGCCGGCGGUGACUACCACGUGCUCACCGGGCACACGGGUACCAAUGUGAUGGAUCUGCAUUUUCUAGUCGUGCCUUAGACCGCCGCCCGCCCAUUCACAUAUGUGGGGCAGCUCGUCGUUAAUGGAGCUGCUCUUGAACCGCCACGACGGGCAAAAGUCAUUUAAAUUUGUUUUUACGAUUUUCCUCUUUAAUUUUGCUCUAUGAAAUUUUUACGACUUUUUUCAUUAACAUUUUUAAUAUCCAUUCAAA
Drosophila kikkawai is the source of this 1708-nucleotide messenger RNA. Its product is annotated as glycerate kinase. Gene Ontology annotation, biological process: protein phosphorylation. NCBI's taxonomy places the organism in Eukaryota, Metazoa, Arthropoda, Insecta, Diptera, Drosophilidae. The record is from RefSeq and is a predicted model, not a curated record. Gene Ontology annotation, molecular function: glycerate kinase activity. Gene Ontology annotation, cellular component: cytoplasm.